This is a messenger RNA of Eremomyces bilateralis CBS 781.70, 345 nucleotides long. RefSeq lists its product as uncharacterized. The transcript has a single exon. The annotation marks the transcript as partial. The record is from RefSeq and is a predicted model, not a curated record. NCBI's taxonomy places the organism in Eukaryota, Fungi, Ascomycota, Dothideomycetes, Eremomycetales, Eremomycetaceae.
CCUCCAGCACCAAGAUUGAAGUUCCUAUAUACGGCUUUCGUCGAGUGUACCGCCAAUAUCGCCGGGGAAAAGGGCCCCGCUGGCGUUCGGUCGACCAUCCCCAUCGUCGGCGGCAAUGUAACCGGACCCCUCAUCAAAGGAAAGAUCGCAGACGUGGGCGCGGACUGGGGCACGACGGAUCCUCAGACCGGCGUCUUCAGCGCAGACACAAGAUACAAUGUUAUCACGGACGACGGUGCGGUCAUUUUCCUCCGGACCAGCGGGCCUCAAAUAUCGGGCAAAUUGCACUUGCGGGUCCAACUCGAGACCGGGUCGAAGAAAUAUUACUGGUUGAACAAUAUCAUU